Molecule: messenger RNA, 1851 nt
Organism: Dentiscutata heterogama
Lineage: Eukaryota; Fungi; Glomeromycota; Glomeromycetes; Diversisporales; Gigasporaceae
Source: the annotation of a GenBank genome assembly
AUGUCUUUAUUCAUAACGUUAACGGUUAAAAAUAUUGCCUAUGUUACUCCUAAUUUUGUAUCACUUGAAGGAGUACAUAUUCGUUUUACGGAUAAUCAAAGACAUUCUGUAUUUCAAAAAUUUCUUGAUAAUUUAAAUAAAAUGGUUUAUACGAUACCUUCAUUGAUUGAAGAUAAAAUUUCUCCUUAUGCAAAAAAAUUAAUUAAAUUAGUUGACGAUUUUGUUGAGGACUUUGGAAUUUGUUUCUUUCAAAACUAUUAUUCUGAAGGUGUUGGAUUAACUAAUCUUGAAUAUGCACUUAUUGCCGAGAUUACGGGUAGAUCACUUCGCAUCGCUCCUGAAGCUAUAAAUUGUUCUGCUCCUGAUACUGGAAAUAUGGAAGUCUUUGUUAAAUAUGGUACCCUUGAUCAAAAAGAAAAAUGGUUAAAACCUUUAUUAAAUGGUGAAAUUCGUUCUGCUUUCGCUAUGACUGAAAAAGCUAUUGCAUCAUCUGAUGCUACAAAUAUUGAAACUUCAAUUAAACGUGUUGGUAACCAUUAUGUAAUUAAUGGUCAUAAAUGGUGGAUUUCUGGUGCUGGUGAUCCAAGAUGUGCUUUAUUUCUAGUGAUGGGAAAACCUUCUUUUAAUGCAAAUAUUCAUAAACAAAGUGUAAUUAUUGUUCCUAGGAAUACUCCUGGAAUUACGAUUGUUAGACCACUUACUGUUUUUGGUUAUGAUGAUGCACCAGAAAGGCAUUGUGAAAUUAUUUUUAAAGACGUUAAGGUACCUGUUGAAAAUAUUAUUUUGGGUGAAGGAAGAGGAUUCGAAAUUAUUCAAGGACGUUUGGGACCUGGUAGGAUUCAUCAUUGUAUGAGAUCGAUUGGUGCUGCAGAACGUGGAUUAGAUUUAAUGCUCAUGCGUGUUACCGAUCCUUCUCGUCGAACUUUUGGAAAAUUAUUGGCUGAACAUGAAACUAUAAUUGCUGAUAUUGCACAUUCACGAAUGUUAAUUGAUCAAGCUAGGUUACUCGUUCUAAAUGCUGCAGAUAUGAUUGAUAAAGUAGGUGCCAAAAGCGCCUUGAAAGAGAUUGGUAUGGCAAAGGUUAUAGUACCAAGCAUGUUACUUACAGUUAUUGACCGGUCAAUCCAGUCUCAUGGAGCCGGUGGUUUGUGUGAUGAUUUUCCACUUGCUUCCCUUUAUGCUAGUGGGCGUACUUUAAAAUUUGCCGAUGGACCUGAUGAAGUACACAUACAACAAGUUGGUAAAUUAGAAUUGAAAAGAGCAAGAAAAGUUAAAGAAGAGUAUGAAAAAAGACCAAAAAUUAAAAAUGAGCACCGUCGAAAAUUUUAUAAAGAAGCUUGGACCAGAGAAAAGGAGAAACGACAAGCUAUGGAACAGGAACGUAACGUUAAUAUAAUUCAAGAGAAUAUAGAAUUUAUAUUAGGCAGAUGUAGAGUUAAGCUAGAAAAUGGUUGCUCGGAUGCUACUUUGGUCGCAUAUACCAAAAUUGUUUGUCAUUUGGAACGUUUAGAUCUAGCAAUAAUUAAACCAGAAGUUCCUAUAGCAUCUGAAAUUAAAUUCAUGGUGGACAAUUUCAUAGACACGUAUAAAGGUCUGAGACCUGAUUUUGAUCCUGUGUUAAUGAGACCAAUACCUUUCCACGGGGAGAAAUGUCUGUUGAAUCCAGACGGUGAACCGAAUGGAGGCUACAAAUUCGGGAAAAAAGCCAGAUCUACAAGUUUUGUAAAGGUUGACAUGAUGGAAAAUGAAAUAGUACUUGCUGAGGUUUCACGAUUACUACCUCAACAAGAUAAAGAAAUUAUUGACUGGAAGAAAUUGAUACAUAUUUGCAAAGAUUGUUUUGAUGAAUGA